CUCCCUGCCAGACACAAACCCAGACAGAGGGACAACAUGGAUCCGAACACGACCAUCCUGCGAGUCAAGAGGAAAAGGGGGACCGACCCCGCAGAUGCGCUGCUGCUGGCAUGUAAACGUAUCCGACCGGAGACGUCUCAAAGCUCAGGCGAGACGGUACCGGAGCCGAAUGAAGCCGAGGUGGAGAACUCUGUCUUCAAACUCGUGGCGACGGUGGCGACACAGGAUGCUCCGGUGCAGACACAGGUGCGACAGGCUUUGGCUCGGCCCCGCAUGGCCCACGCUCUGCGGCCCUCUGCUGCCAGUACACAGCGGAUACUGGGGGACCUGAGGAGCACGAAGUGGAGCACCCGGAGGGAAGAACGCUACAGGAUACUCUCCAGCCACCGCACAGGGCUGCCGGCCCCAGCAGAGCAGCAAGCACCCCUGACAGAAGCUUCAGAGGGCGGAGAGGAUUCUGGGAAAGAGCAGGACAAAUGUCUGGGUCUUGGUGCCAUCCAGGUGGUCGACCUCCUUCAUGAGGAUGACGAGAACCAGGAUAAAUCUUCAGGCAAG
This is a messenger RNA of Notothenia coriiceps (black rockcod), 555 nucleotides long. Its product is annotated as probable RNA polymerase II nuclear localization protein SLC7A6OS. The annotation marks the transcript as partial. Lineage: Eukaryota; Metazoa; Chordata; Actinopteri; Perciformes; Nototheniidae. The record is from RefSeq and is a predicted model, not a curated record. Gene Ontology annotation, biological process: developmental process. The transcript is spliced from 2 exons.